Messenger RNA from Phaedon cochleariae (mustard beetle), 1419 nucleotides. NCBI's taxonomy places the organism in Eukaryota, Metazoa, Arthropoda, Insecta, Coleoptera, Chrysomelidae. The record is from the annotation of a GenBank genome assembly.
AAAUUACUUCCUUAUAAUCAACUAAGAGACCGCAUAGUUUCAAACUAAUUCAAGGGAUCUAGUAUGUAGCGAUAGUGCAACGUACCCCAAUCAAUUUAUCAGAAGAAAGUGCGGUAAUAGCGCGAGAUAACUACCGUGUGGCAUUAGAUUGGCCAUAGAUGAUUGGCGAUGUGGUACUGCACCUCAAUUUAUGUAUUGUUCUUUAUUUUCGGCGCUGAAUCUCAAAAUCCCAACAAUGUGUGCCCCACGUUCAGGGACUACUUCAACAUGAGGAAUAAUUCGAAUUGCUGGUACGACUUUGCAGCUGUCGACAAAGUGCCUCAAAUAAUCAAGAAAUCAGGCUACCCAUUCAUGGAAUACAAAGUGAAAACUUCAGAUGGAUACAUACUGACUGUCUUUCGAAUUCCAGUGUUAGCUUCUACCAAACCAGCUGUCUUUUUAUUGCAUGGUGUCCAAAGUACGUCCGCCAUAUUCUUGGGAUUGGGAAAAAGUUCUAUGGCCUUUCUCUUAUACGAAGCCGGUUAUGAUGUGUGGUUGGGAAACUAUCGUGGCACUGAAUAUUCCCAAGGACACGAGAAUAUGAAUUCUACUCAGAGAGAGUACUGGGAUUAUAGUGUAGACGAUAUCGCUCUAAAAGAUCUACCUGCAAUGCUACAGCUCGUCACUUUCCACGCCGGCCACAGAGGAAAAAUAAUAUACAUCGGACAUUCUCUGGGAACAACAGCUGGCAUAAUAUAUGCAUCGGAAUACCCAGAUUUUGCCGCAAGGACCAUAGGAAUCCUGGUCCUACUGACUCCUGCAUACAAGUUGCCAAACAUGCGUUCUCCCUAUCGACUGCUGCUUCCACUCGUGCGACCCAUACUAGAAGUCACUAACACCCUGAAUGUCGUUCAGUUCAUAUCUGCAGGAGGAUUGAGGAAUUUAACACGUCCCUUAUGUCUCUCUUCACCACCACUGAUGAUUGCCUGUCUAACUGUUAUGAACCUAUUCCUGGGACCAUUCACACAAAUAGCUCCGGAAACUAUACCUGUGUAUUUCAACCAGAUUCCCGCAGGAACCUCUUUCAAAACACUAAGUUACCUCAGUGAAGCUACAAGAAACAGAUUCAGAAAAUACGACUACGGACCAGGUAAAAACAGGUAUCUCUACAAUAGUGACAUGCCUCCAGAAUACGAUUUGAAGAAAAUCAAGAUUCCAGUAUAUAUAAUGUAUGCCAGAAGCGAUUGGGCGAUAUCUAGAGAAGAUUCGAUGCAGUUCUAUAGGAGUCUUCCUCAAGAGAUGAGAUACGGAAUGUAUGAAGUGAGGAAUCUGAAUUUCAAUCACUAUGAUUUUCUCUUCGGGAGAAACUCGAAGACAUUGGUGACUGAUAAGCUCCUAAAUAUGUUGGAAAGGUUCACAUCUGAGCAAACGUAUCUCCAG